Messenger RNA from Boeremia exigua, 977 nucleotides. RefSeq lists its product as uncharacterized. The transcript has a single exon. The record is from RefSeq and is a predicted model, not a curated record. The coding region runs from base 1 to 609 and encodes 202 amino acids. NCBI's taxonomy places the organism in Eukaryota, Fungi, Ascomycota, Dothideomycetes, Pleosporales, Didymellaceae.
AUGAGCGUCGUGCCAUUCAAGUCGCCAGCACUUUUCGCGCCGAGGUUAAGCUCGCAAACCACCGCAUCACAACGAUGUCGCUGCCCAGACACCAGAGUCAUUCGCAGGUGCCUGAUGAUGCUGCAGCGCGCUACUGCAGUCGAUCACCUCGAAGCGAGACCUACUGCAGACGUUGAGGAUCUCACACCGAACCCACACGCAGAGUUUGCGAACAAAGUCUUUGCAGGAUUUGAUGGCACACGCGGUUCUUUGCGCCUUGCUUGCCACAGCGAGGUGGUUCUCGUGGGCGGGGGCGGGAACGGGAGAACACUUCGACGACCGGUAAGGGCCUUCACUCGGGGAGUGGGCGGCCAAUCAGCGCGCGAUCGCAAAGCUUUUACAGAUUCUGCUGCGCGUGCCGGAUACGUCCUUGCUGGCCCUCAACGCUCUGCGAGAGUCGCUGCAAGGGCUGGAAACCUUCGCAUGGCGGUCAGCCUGGAGAUGACCACGUCAGUCAAAGCCCUUCCUUGCACUCGUGUAUGCGCACGCGAGCUGUUGCUGACCGGAUACGCUGGUUGUCACUGGGUCCACGUUGCCGGCGGGCCUACUACUGCAGAGACAUCACGGUAAGGGCCUUCUAGUCACCGGCAAAUCCACAAUUCCAACUCACCAAUCGCACACUGAGCGCAUGUUCUAGCGUCGACUGGAGGGUUGUCCUUUCCUCGGCGACGUUGGGGCUGCUGCGUAUUGUUGAGACGUAGUAGCCUAGCCAGCGCGUUGUAAGACCCUGGUGUACCUGAUGAACUGCUGGAGUACGUACUCUAUACUCUUGGUCGCAGCGCCGCAAUAGCAUUGUAAAUCUGCCGACAAAGCAGCGCUGGCAUGGCGGCAUCACGUCAAUCUUCAAGGGCGCAGUCGAUGAAAAUUGACGUGAUGCCGCCGAGGUUUGUCGGUCUGGCCAUCGGCUUCUCGAAAAGCAGCGCACUCCACGCAAUGGG